UUUCUUCCCCUGACUCUCUAAAUUAGGUUAAACCGUUGAAAGCCUCUUUGUUCCGUUUAAACCCCCACCAGCAAACCAAACAGAAUUACAAAUCUGUUUCUAGGGUUUUUGUUCUGCUGGUUUAUUCACUCAGCUGUCGAUGAGGAAUCUAAAGCUAUCAACUGAGCUCACCUCGAUUCUCGAGCUCCAAUCAGAAAACGAAACCAUUCAAUUCGCCGCGUUCGACAUCGAGAAGAAUCGCUUGUUUUUCGCUUCUUCAACUAAUUUUAUCUACACCGCUCAGCUUCCUUCUAUUCAUGAUGGAGGUCGGAGCAAGACAUCUUUACCUGUAGUGGUUCAGCCAAUUGAUUUAGACCAUGAAGACUUUAUUACUUCCAUGGAUUUUCUCAUGGAAAAAGAAGCACUUGUGGCAGGCACUUCUAAUGGACAUCUAUUGCUAUAUAAUGUUGAUGACAAUGCAACAGAAAUUGUUGGUCAUGUAGAGGGUGGUGUCAAGUGCAUCUCACCUAGUCCAGAUGGAGAUUUGCUUGCGGUGGUUACUGGUUUUGGCCAGAUACUAGUGAUGACUCAUGAUUGGGAUCUGUUGUAUGAGACGUCAAUCGAGGAUCCUGCUGAAGAAAUUGAUGUGGGCCAGUUGGGAACCUCCAUUUCGUGGAGAGGGGAUGGAAAAUACUUUUCUACAAUAAGCAAGGCACAUCAUUCAGUUCCCAUGAAUAAGAAAAUAAAAAUUUGGGAACGAGAUACGGGGGCACUUCAUGCUUAUUCAGAAGCAAAGUCUUUUAUGGGAUAUAUUUUAGAAUGGAUGCCCAGUGGAGCUAAAAUUGCAGCUGUUUAUGAUAACAAGGACAAACAUAAUUGCCCUUCAAUAGUUUUCUUUGAGAGGAAUGGUUUAGAAAGGAGUUCAUUUAGCAUAAAUGAACGGGUUGAUGCAACCAUAGAAAAUAUCAAGUGGAAUUGUAAUUCUGAACUUCUUGCAGCUGUUGUCAGGUCUGAAAAUCAUGACGCCCUGAAGAUUUGGUUUUUUAAUAACAACCACUGGUACCUGAAACAAGAAAUUAGGUAUUUGAGAAGGGAUGGACUGAAGUUCUCGUGGGACCCAACAAAUCCAUUCCAGUUGAUUUGCUGGACUCUUGGUGGCAUUGUCACAACAUAUAACUUUGUGUGGGUUACGGCUGUCAUGGACAAUUCAACUGCCUUGGUCAUUGAUGACUCCAAGAUACUAGUUACUCCCCUUUCCAUAUCGUUGAUUCCACCUCCUAUGUUUUUGUUUGAAUUAAGAUUUCCGCGUGCUAUAAGAGAAAUGGCUUUUUGGUCCAACAGUUCUAAGACUCUUUUGGCUGUAUCUUUGUCGGAUAAUGCUUUGUGUGUUGUUGAGCUUCCUGUAGUGGAAUCUUGGGAAGACCUAGAGGGUAAAGAAUUCAUUGUUGAGCCUGUCUCUGGGAAACCACUAGGAUCCUCUGUGCAUCUCUUAUGGUUGGAUUCACAUGUUCUGCUCAAUGUUCCACAUUUUGGCUAUAACCAGAGCAGUGACCUGGUAAAAUCUUCUUCACGCAAGGAUUGUUUGCCUUGCAUACAGGAAAUCGAGAUCACGUGUUUGGAAAAUCAUAUCCCUGGCACAGUGACAUGCUCAGGUUGGAAUGCUAGGAUUUUUGGUCAGAUCUCACUCGAAGGGAUGGUUAUUGGCCUUGCACGAAAUCCUGUUCUUGAUGGUUCAGCGUUUGUUCAGUUUAUUGAUGGAAAAAUCUUUCAGUAUAGAAAGCAGGCAGGAGCUGUAGUACCGUCUAUUGGAAACCAUACUGAUAUCAGUAUGAGUUUCUCAUCAUCUUGUCCAUGGAUGAGCGUGGUUCCUGUUGGAGAUUCUGAUCCAUCAAAUCCUUUUUUGCUAUUCGGGCUUGAUAAUUUUGGUAGAUUGCAUGUCGGUGGCAGGAUACUGUGCAACAACUGCAGCAGUUUCUCAUUUUACUCCAAUUCCCCUGAUCAGAUGAUUACACAUUUGAUUCUUACAACUAAACAGGAUCUGCUCUUCGUAAUUGAAAUUAGUGAUAUUUUGUUUGGCCAGCUAGAUGCCAAAUAUGACAACUUUUUACCUGUCAUAAAGAAAAGACGCGGAGAAGAAGAAAGUAAGAAUAUAACUUUAUGGGAGAAAGGUGCCAAAGUUAUAGGUGUCCUGCAUGGAGAUGAAUCUGCUGUUAUCUUGCAAACAAUCAGAGGAAACUUGGAGUGCAUCUAUCCCAGAAAAUUGGUUGUUGCAUCGAUUAUCAAUGCGUUGGGCCAAAAGCGUUUUAAAGAUGCACUACACAUGGUAAGGCGGCAUAGGAUAGAUUUUAAUAUCAUUCUUGACCAUUGUGGUUGGCAAAACUUUCUUCACUCAGCUGCAGAGUUUAUCAGACAGGUUGAUAAUCUGGCCUAUGUAACGGAGUUCGUCUGUUCCAUAAAGAAUGAAAAUGUGAUGGAGACAUUGUACAAAGAGUUCACAUCUUUACACAAAGAGGAGUUUAGUUUAGUUGAUAAUAAUAAGGUAUCUUCCGUACUGCUGGCUGUGAGAAAGGCACUUGAGGACCAGAUAGUGGAAUGCCCCGCAAGAGAACUUUGCAUUUUGACCACCUUAGCUCGAAAUGAACCCCCAGCUCUUGAAGAAGCUUUGAAGAGAAUAAAAGUGAUUCGGGAUAUGGAACUUUCAGGUUCCAAUGACCCUCGGAAAAUUUCUUACCCUUCUGCUGAGGAAUCUUUGAAGCAUCUCUUGUGGUUAUCUGAUCCUGAUGCUGUAUAUGAAGCUGCAUUGGGUCUUUAUGAUCUGAACCUUGCUGCAAUAGUUGCAUUAAACUCACAGAGAGACCCAAAAGAAUUUCUUCCUUUCCUUCAGGAAUUAGAACAGCUGCCAACUUUAUUAAUGAAAUAUAAUAUUGACCUUAAACUAAAAAGGUAUGAAAAUGCACUUAGACACAUCAUUUCUGCAGGAGAUGCUUAUUCCGAAGAUUGUAUGAACCUCUUGAAGAAUAAUCCACAGCUUUUUCCGCUAGGACUGCAGCUGACAACUGAUACUGUUAGGAGAAGGCUCGUCACUGAGGCCUGGGCAGAUCAUCUUAGUGACAUAAAAUGCUAUGAAGAUGCUGCUACGACCUACUUAAGCUGUUCAAAUUUAGAGAAAGCUUUAAAGGCUUUCCGUGCCUCUGGUAAUUGGGCCGGGGUGCUGACAGUUGCUGGUCUCAUUAAGCUGGGAAAAGAGGAGGUCAUUCAACUAGCUCAUGAGCUGUGUGAAGAACUUCAGGCACUUGGUAAACCCGGGGAAGCUGCUAAGAUUGCCGUAGAGUAUUGUGGAGAUGUAAAUAGUGGGAUCAGUCUCUUAAUCAGUGCAAGGGACUGGGAGGAGGCUCUGAGGAUUGCUUAUUUGUACAGAAGAGAUGAUUUAGUUUCAGAAAUCAAGGAUGCAUCUCUUGAGUGCGCAAGCGUGUUGAUUGGAGAGUUUGAAGAAAAUUUGGAAAAAGUGGGAAAAUACUUGGCUCGCUACUUGGCAGUGAGGCAGCGGAGAUUAUUACUCGCUGCAAAACUCAAGGCAGAUGAGCAGUCAGUAAAUGAUCUUGAUGAUGAUACUGCUUCAGAAGCUAGCAGCAAUCUCAGUGGAAUGAGCGCGUACACCUUGGGAACAAGGAAAGGGUCUGCAGCUUCUGUUGCUUCGAGUACCACUAGCAAGGCUAGAGGGAUAAGGCGUCAGCGGAACAGAGGAAAAAUCCGCGCUGGCAGUCCUGAUGAAGAGAUGGCUUUGGUGGAGCAUUUGAAGGGAAUGUCUCUGGCGGUUGGUUCAAGGAAAGAGCUUAAAUCUUUGUUGGUUUCUCUUGUAAUGCUUAACAAGGAAGACAUUGCGAGAAAAUUGCAACGAGUAGGAGAAAACUUUCAACUGUGUCAAAUGGCAGCAGUAAGUCUAGCUGCAGAUGCGACGUCGAGUGAGAUUAUAGAUGAACAUGCUUUCUCUCAGGAGCUUUACAUGAAGAAAGUAAGGAAAGAAUUACUGCAUUCAGAGGCCUUCUCCUGGCAAGUCAAAAUGUUUCUUUCUCUUUGAUAGUUGAAUAAUGGUCCCAUGGAGCAGUUUUUCUGUCUCAAGCCUAUGCAUGUACACUCUCUAACCCAUGCCUGGGAGGCUGGGACCAUCAAAAUAUACAAUUGCCGCAAGACCACUUUUUCAAGGCUUAUUUUAUGUGAAUGAAGGGUAUUAGAAUUAGUUCCCUAAAUAUAAUGUUCUUCGGGCAAGAUGGCACAAUGAAUUCAUCUAUCUUAAAGGUUAAUAAGGUGGUUCAAGUUCCCGCUGCCUCGGCCACUUGCCUUGUUAGUGGAAGAGUGAGUAUUCUCCAAGCCGUGUUUCUGCUUUCUUAUAUUUGGCUCGGUGGUCCAUACGUCCAUGUAUGAAGAUCACUUGUCUGUUCCCGAUGUUCCCAUGAAAGAAAAGGGAAGGAAGAAAGAAUGAUGAUAUUAAUCAGUUUUGUAGAUUCAUCUCCUAGUAAAGCAUGUAUGUUAUGUAUGGGUUGUGAGUAAUAUGCUACCAAAUUUCCAUAUUUUAUAUCAUAUUAUUAGUUUUAUGUUCAA
Molecule: messenger RNA, 4578 nt
Organism: Daucus carota subsp. sativus
Lineage: Eukaryota; Viridiplantae; Streptophyta; Magnoliopsida; Apiales; Apiaceae
Product: elongator complex protein 1
Exons: 6
Coding region: 140-4057 (1305 amino acids)
Biological process (GO): tRNA wobble base 5-methoxycarbonylmethyl-2-thiouridinylation
Cellular component (GO): elongator holoenzyme complex; cytosol
Molecular function (GO): tRNA binding; protein binding
Source: RefSeq, a predicted model, not a curated record